This is a messenger RNA of Drosophila nasuta, 873 nucleotides long. RefSeq lists its product as uncharacterized. NCBI's taxonomy places the organism in Eukaryota, Metazoa, Arthropoda, Insecta, Diptera, Drosophilidae. The record is from RefSeq and is a predicted model, not a curated record. The transcript is spliced from 4 exons. Bases 1 to 831 code for a protein of 276 amino acids.
AUGGACAAGCUGGGACUGCUGAAAGUGUUGUGUCUAAUCUCUUUGGUUGUAGCUUUGCAGGCGGCUUUCGUUUGGAAUACCAAAGGAGAAGUUGCACUUUUUAUAUCUAUAGCUGUACCCCUUGAUCUGUCAAGGAAUGAUGUCUUCUUGUCCUAUAACUUUGAAGCCAGCUAUUUGCUUCCACAAACCUGGCGCAAGAAGCCGAUAAUCUUUCGUAAUGGAAAUGGCACUCAUCAUGGUCCACACGAAGAUGGGGUAGCUGACUUUGAAGAUUACUACGAUGAGUACGAGGACGAGCAUCAUUACAAUCAUGAGAAACCAAAGCCACCAAAGCGAAAGAAGCCGCGACCUCACAAUAAGCCGCCCAAAAAGAAACACAAGCAUAAACCGAAGCCGAAGCCGAAACCGAAGCCGCCGCAUCAUAACCAGGACUUCUUUGAGGGAUUCCCGCGGCAGGACACCGAAGUGGCCUUGGGUGGGCGACGCCAGGAGCAAUCGUUGCUCUCACGCACGAAGCUCUACCAGAUACUGAGCCACAGAUUCGAACAACAUGGCUUUGGCAGCGGAGAUCGUUGUUUGCUGCGUUUGAUCUGCGAGGCAAACAGCGCACAGCUGGGAAACCACAACGGCGUGCUAGGCAGCCUCAUUCAUGUGAUGUUCAGUCCCAGCAGCUCGCAGUAUGAGGCACUACCUCAACGCUACUACACGGCCGAGAUGAAGGGAGAACAGAACGACUGUAGUGGAUAUUAUGAGCAAUGCAAACGAAGUUUACUCGAUGUCAUAACACGCCCUUUGGCCGAUUAUAUUGGCAAUAAAACAGCGCUGUCUUAAACGUUUAUUCUAUGUGCUCUUCAUGAACAUCUUGAGCGCUGG